AUUCUAACUAUAGUAUGUGUCUGGCAUGUCCCACAGUAGUAUUUAGACAAUGAGUUACAGAAACAAAUGGAUCCUGAAUUGUAUACAGCAGCGCAUUUAGGUGAUUGGGUUCUAAUGAAAAGGUUUUCUGGGAACUUCUAUUCUCAGAAGACUUCGACUGGAAACACAGUCCUCCACGUAUUAGCCCAGUUUUGUGACUCUGCAGAGGUAGCGCGACAUAUCCUUGCAGGACAUUUCUGUCUGCUAAUGAAAAAGAAUGUUCAUGGCGAAACAGCACUUCAUUUGGCAGCUAGAAAGGGGCACCUGGGCAUUGUUCGAGCACUUAUUGCAUCUGCAAGACAUCAAUAUCCUCAUUCAAGAUUUCGAUUUCCGGGUUUUGACGGAUGCAAGAGGAUGCUGAGGAUGGCUAAUGUGGAUGGCAACACAGCUUUACAUGAGGCAGUUAGGAACAACUUCUAUGAGGUUGCCAAAUUGUUGGUUCAAGAAGAUCCUGAGUUUCAUUAUCGCCCCAAUUAUGCUAUGGAGACUCCUCUGUAUCUAGCAGUAGAGAAGGGAUAUCAUGAUAUCGUUGAUCUGAUUUUGGUGACUUGCAAGUCUUCAUCUUAUCUCGGCCCCGGUAACAGAACUGCCCUGCACGCUGCAGCUAUACGGAAUUCGCCAGAAGUGGAACUGAUUUUACAGAAGCUGCCAAAUCUUACAACGAAAGUCGACAAAUUUGGAUGGAAUGCACUUCACUAUGCUGCUAAAUUUAAUCAUCAAGGAGUAGUAAGACAAUUAUUGUCUAAAUACAAGUUCAUGGCCUAUGUUACUGCCAAUAAUGACGACUCAAUGACUGCUUUACAUAUUGCGGUGACUCAAGGACAUGUAGCUGUCAUACAAGAGCUUUUAUUGCAUUGCCCAGAUUGUUGGGAGAGGAUCACAUAUAAACUCCAGAACAUCCUUCAUCUUGCUGUAAAAUAUGAACAAAGAGAAGUGUUGGAAUUUUUCUUACAGUAUUCUUGGGCUUCUGAACUCAUCAACCAAAAGGAUUCUAAAGGAAACACUCCUCUCCACCUGUAUGUUGCCACCAAAAACUUAGAUGGUAAUAGCCUUGUAAAUCACCCUUGUGUUGAUAUCAGUGCUUUCGACAAUUCCAAUUCCACUGUUCUUGACAACAUACUUCACAGCCGUGAGCUUACUGGAAGACAGGUUUUGAUCAAGGAAGAGUUGGAGCGAGCGGGUGCUAGUCCAGGUUAUCGAAAUGUAGCUACUGUGAAGAAGAAUUUAGGAGCACCAAAAACCGAAGAACCAGAAAAACUGGAAAGUUUGGCUGGGACUUACUUGAUUGUGGCUACACUGAUUGCAACAGUCACUUUCACGGCAGGUUUUACCAUCCCAGGUGGAUUCAAUGAUAGUGACAGUCCAAACAAAGGCCUGGCGGUUCUAGGAAACAAAGCAAUUUUUAUAACAUUUGUUAUUUCAGAUUCCUUAGCAAUAAUGAUCUCCGUUCAUGCAGUCCUCCAUCUAAUUUUGCUCUUGCAAAGCAACAACCGCAAGUUCAAGUUAGCUAUGCUCCACGGAGGUAGGGCUUCAAUUUUCAUGGCCAUGAUCCUGAUGAUGAUAGCAUUUCUGACGGGCUUGUCUUCUGUGUUACCAAUGCUGCAUAUCAAGAUUCUGUUGUGCGUCCUUGCUGCUAUAUAUUGCUAUCAUAUACCUUUGGACCUCGUUCAGUUUUUAAGGAACACUAGGAGUAGUAGAUAUGUAACUAUGUUUAGACAUACCGAGGCUGAUUAUUCUUGGUAUAUAGGUCCAUUCAGAGUUUGGGUUCAAGAUUUGACUGAAGAGGAUGAGUUUUGGUAGCAUUUUGUCACCAAAAAACUGCAAUAAUAUCUUUCCUUUUCCGCA
Molecule: messenger RNA, 1884 nt
Organism: Coffea eugenioides
Lineage: Eukaryota; Viridiplantae; Streptophyta; Magnoliopsida; Gentianales; Rubiaceae
Product: protein ACCELERATED CELL DEATH 6-like
Exons: 3
Coding region: 67-1839 (590 amino acids)
Cellular component (GO): plasma membrane
Molecular function (GO): protein phosphatase 1 binding; protein phosphatase regulator activity
Source: RefSeq, a predicted model, not a curated record